Messenger RNA from Patella vulgata (common limpet), 5700 nucleotides. Its product is annotated as arrestin domain-containing protein 3-like. The transcript is spliced from 7 exons. Gene Ontology annotation, biological process: protein transport. The record is from RefSeq and is a predicted model, not a curated record. Bases 506 to 1723 code for a protein of 405 amino acids. Gene Ontology annotation, cellular component: cytoplasm. NCBI's taxonomy places the organism in Eukaryota, Metazoa, Mollusca, Gastropoda, Patellidae.
UCCAGCAAAUUUGGGUGAAUUGAUUUUCGCUUUUUGUUUAUCGUUGAUAACUUACAAAAUAUUAUUUUUCGUAACCAGGAAUAGACAGGUGAUUUGCAAGGAAGGUUAUCAAUGAGUGAGCCAAUUAAUUAGCUGGAUUGUUUUAUUACAAUGUGAAAUACGUGUCAGUUUACCAUAACAUAGCUGGAAUUUCAAGAUAGCUAUUAAAGGGAAAUAAUCCAUGUAAUGGAAAACAUAAAGACAGUUGUACACUGUUUUUGAUAUCGUAGGCCAAUGUGACAUCACUCCAUCGGAAAACAGGAGUUAAACAACCAGCUACUACCAGUGUUUUAUUCUUGUCCUUUAUAUGGUAUGCGAUAACACCACUGUGGGAAGCAGACGUUAACCCACAAGCUACUACUAGUGUUUUAAUAGUUUGAUCAUUGAUCAACUUUAUUUACUGUUUGUUCAAUGUUGGGGGGUUUUUUGUUUUGUUUUUUUAAUUUGAAAAUAUUCUAACAGUAACAUGGGGAAAUUAAAUAUAUUUGAAAUAACAUUCUCUAACCCCCAGGGGGUGUUCUAUGGGGGACAACUAAUACAAGGUCAUGUGACAGUGGAAUUAAAUGCUGAAAUGAAAAUGAGAGGAAUAAGACUGCAUUUUGAAGGCGGUGCACGAGUUCACUGGUCAGAAGAACACAGUACAGGUACAGGUAAAGAUAGAAGAACCACCACCACACAUUAUUCAUCUAAUGAAACAUAUUUCAACCAUAUACUCGUUUUAUUUGGCAAAGGUCCAGGACAGAAGGGAGACGACCCAGUUUUACAAGCAGGAAGAUAUGUAUAUCCAUUUAAUUUCCAGUUGCCCACAGGAAUACCAUCAUCUUAUGAAAGUCAUACAGGGCGGGUUCGAUAUUCAGUGGGUGGUGUCAUCGAUCGUCCCUGGAAGUUUGAUCAUACAACAAAACGAGCUUUUACAAUCGUCGAUCCUUUAGAUCUGAAUCUAGAUCCACAAGCCAGGCAAGGUGCCACAGCAAAUGGCCAGAAGACGUUAUGCUGUUUGUGCUGUAAAUCGGGACCAAUUAGUGCUGUGUUGAGACUUGAUAGAUUAGGUUAUGUACCUGGUGAGGCCAUUCCCAUUUCUUGUGAAAUACAUAAUGGUAGUCGACGAAGUAUGAGCAGUUCGUUCGUUCAACUUAAACAAACCGUGCUGUAUCACGCCACAUCAAAGACUAAAACAAUGUGUAAUACUGUGUCUAAAAUUAGCCAUGGCUCCAUUCAACCUGGCGAUGAUGAUAUUUGGAAUGGAGAUCUACUGUCUAUACCACCAUUACCGCCUUCUGGUUUACGAGGAUGUCAAAUUAUAGAUAUAACAUAUACAGUGACGUUAAAUGUUGAUCCGUCUGGAGUAGGGACGGACCUAGUGGUGCCGAUGAAUAUUUUAAUAGGCUCCAUACCACUCCAGUCAGUAGCAAGACAGUAUGGUCCACCACCACCUCUCCCUCUACCUCCAGCAGGGAGUGAUAUACCAAUUCAACCUAUCACACCAUCAGCACCUUCUAAUAUAGAUAUACCUCCACCAUCCUAUGCAGAAUGUGCCUUUGGAAAGGUUAAUAUCCGUGAGGAGAAUGAUAAUGAACAUACACGAGGCAAUAUGGAUUAUGCUCCGGUUUAUACGUAUUAUAACUGGAAUCAACAUGACGCUAAUACAUUUGUGCCGGUAACUGAAGAACAAAACAAACUAUAACAAGCGUGUUGAUCCAAAGAAUAAUGAAACAGGCUUUACAAUAAGCAUUUCUAUCACAAGAAUAAUGAAACGGACUAUAAUCUUCCUUCGGUAUGCAUGUAUCAUAUAUCUGCUUGCUGUACUAUAACGAUAUACUUACACUGUAAAGUAUUAACGCAUCAUAUUGAAAACACUUGUGUCAUACAUGUAGCUCAAAAGGUUGCUCAAAAUAACAGAAUCUCUAUAAUCUUACUCAUCUUUAUCAAAAGCAUUUUGCUCCAAUUAAGCGGUAGACACAUUAGCUGAAUCUUUCGGACGAAUCAAUCGCAAGCGGUAGCGAAUUUUAUUCGGCCGAAUGGGUGGACACACUAGAAGAAUCUUUUUUUUUCCCUUUCACCAGUCGAUUGCAUCACCUUCACGUCACAUGAUUAAACAUGGCGGCGACUAUGUCUUCAAACACUCAGCAAACCCCAGCAGAUUCCAGUACCCUACAUCUAGCCUCGGCUAGCCAUGACGACGCCUUUGAAGACUGUUUUAUCUUACAACUAUUUCAAAGUCUGAAGCUGUUUUUUCUGUCAAGUUUAUCCGAUUUUCUUCAAACAAGGACAACUUUGCGCUGAAAAUUUUAAACGCAAUUUUGAUAACUUCUAUUUUAAAAGCGACAAGUUUUCCUAAUAAGUAAACCGGUGCCGCAACACAAUUGUAUAGGCGUAGAGGUAUAUAUCACUUAUCGUCAUACAGCUGAGGCUAGAUGUAGAGUAAUGGAAUUUUGCCGAUUGUGUCUUCAAACAAUCACGUGACUUCUCGAUAUGAGUGAAUGCUGAGUUGUUAUUGGCUAAUAAAUUCUACAAUCGGGCGAAUGCUUCGGCGAAGCUAGUGUGUCCACCGCUUAAGACAUUAUUCAGAUUGUAAUCUGGUUCUUGGACCUAAAAUACAAUAACAUUAUUGAAAUGAUAUAAUAGAUCAAAUAGAAAACACUACUACCUAAAGUUUAAAACAAGUGGUUGUUAUUUUAAGUAAAACUUAAUUUCAUUGCACAAAUAAAUUUUCCUUGUCAGAGGAUGUUCGGUGCUGAUGAAAUGAACACAAUUCGUUCGUUCGUUCCUAGAAGUUUACUCCCACUUCCACCAUGGGGUGAUAUCGUAAACACAACUCUGAAGUACAACAGUCUUAUAUUGCUUAUGGAUUAUAAUGAUAAUUAAAUUUUAAAUGAAAUACUAAUGUCCAUUUCUUGACCGCCAAAUCCAUCCAUAAGCAUGCCCAACGAGCAUUCAAAGCCAUAAACUGUCUACAUGUCUAUACAAUGUAACUUACAAAUGAGGUUUUGAAACAAACUUGUAAGAGUUUUGCUGUAGCGAAUAUUUUGAGGUAAAUUGUUUCACAGUUUAGUGUAGAAGUAGCAAAGCUUCUAUCUCCGAACUGUUUUAAUUUUGAUUAUGGAAUGAACAAAACAAUAUUUAUUUCUAUCCAUGAGCAAAUGGGACCAACACGAUAAUUAUUUCUAUCCUUGAGCAAAUAUAAUGGGUCCAAAAUGACAUUUGGUUUUAUUCGCCUAGAUUACAGUAGAAUCUGCAUUAAGCAGCCACCCAAGGGAAUUUUCACAACUGACCGCUUAACGGGAGUGGCCUCUUAAUAAAAUCUCGUUGCUUUUUGUGCUGACAUAAAUUAAAUAUUACGCUUGGAUGCAUUGGAAGCGGUAAAUUUGUCUGUCGCUGAAUCUUGCGCCGAACGAAAAUUCUUUACUCAAAUCUCGGACAUAAUUUACCGGGAGUGGCCUCUUAAUAAAAUCUUGGUGCUUUUUGUGCCGACAUAAAUUAAAUAUUACGCUUGAAUGCAUUGGAAGCGGUAAAUUUGACCGUCGCUGAAUCUUGCGCCGAACGAAAAUUCUUUACUCAAAUCUCGGACAUUACUUCUGUAAACUUGUCAUUUUGUACCAACCUUCGAUACUACUGUGAUGCAUUCGAUAAUAUUUAUCCAUUUUUGUGAAGAAAAUCGAUGAAUUCAUUUUAUUUUAUCAAAAAAGCACAUGAUCAAAAAAACAUCGCUAAUUUUAUCACCUAUUUACAGGGGGUGUAACUCUGUAUGUAAUAUUAUAGGAGGCGCUAAGAGAGAUACUAGAUGAUCGUGACUGUAUAUAAAAAAUGAAAUAGAACCUUUAGUCCAGUAACAGCAGAAAAUAUCUACAUUUACAUAAUUACUACAUGUAUAAUAAGUGAAAUAGAGUCUUGUAUCCAGUAUAAUGAAAUGAAAUGAAAUGAAAUGGAGUUUAACUCCUACUGUUCUGCUCCUAACCUGGGCUAAUGAAGACGGGCAUACGCCAUACAGUGUGCUAUAUUUCAUUUAUUAUAAACCAUUACGUACAUGUAUAUAUUUCUGAUGAUAUUUAAUUAGAAAUUAUAUUUCAUUUAUUAUAGCCAUUAUUUAAUAAUUAUAUUUCAUUUAUUAUAGCUAUUAAUUAAAAAUUAUAUUUCUUUUAUUAUAGCUAUUAAUUGAGAAUUAUAUUUCAUUUAUUAUAGCCAUUACGUACAUGUACUGUAUAUAUUUCUGUUGAUAUUUAAUUAACAAUUAUAUUUCAUUGAUUAUAGCCAUUACUUACAUAUACAUAUAUAUAUAUUUCUGACGAUAUUUAAUUAAAUAUUAUAUGAAAAGCGUUUCAUACAGCCUUUCCGCCAUUCAUCAGCCUAAUAAUGUAAGUUAUAAUCUUGCUUCCUGUUUUAAAUAUUUUUUUUUUAAAAUGUAUCCAGCAAACCUGAAGUGUUUGUAUUUAUAUAAAGAUAUACAAGUUUAUAAUAAUAUGUUUUAUUUUACUGUGUUCAGAAGAAUUUGUUUUUCUCUUUCUUUUUUAUUAAGAAUUUGUUUUCUCUAUUUUCGUGUAUUCUAUAUACAAUGUUCAAUAUGAUGUUAUCAUUUGUAUAGGUUCUUUGUGUAACCAAUUAUGUAUUCUUAAAGAUACAUUAUGCAAGAGCUAAAUCUGCCUAUUGGAGGUCUUUCUUUUGGCCUGAAAUGUUAUAUAAACUAUUAAUUAGACAUAAUUUAUUAACAUGAAAAGACCUUAAUCAUCUCUCGAUAUGUUGUCAUCUUAUGAGUCGGAUGUUCACUGGAUUUGAAUCCGAUUUACUGCUUAACGCUCAUUGAUGAUUUAAUCCUAAAAAUGCAUAAUCGAAACUAUUUUUUUUAUCGUACCGACUUAAGUAAUGAUGAUCGAGGCUAGGCUUUAAAUUCAAACAAUACUAUAUCGGUUCCGAAUUGAGCAAUUUGACUACAAUUUUCGGCAUAUUCCCUUUACAUUAUCUAGUUUUUAACUAUUAUAGUGGGAACUGCCAGCUAUUUAUCUAAUCUUACAUAAUGUAUCGUUAAGAAUUUGUUUUUCUUUUGUUAUUAAGUAUUUGAUAUUCUUUUUUUUUUUUUUAUUAAGAAUAUGGUUCCUCUAUUUUUAUUUAUUCUAUAUACAAUGCUCAAUCUAAUGUUGUCAUUUGUUAUCAUUUUAUAAAUUAUGUAUUCUUAAACAACGAUCGUCAAACGUCUUAUUUCGACAUCGCUACCGUUCUGUAUCCUUAGUAAUAGUCACCUUUUCUAUUGAAGUUGUGGUCAAACCGGAUAUUUGAUUGACUUCAGAUCGGAAGUCAAUAGACUUGGUCCCGUGUUCGAUCCCCGAGUUGGCUGAGAAAGUUCAUCGAGAUUUCCGGCGUGCCCCCACCCCACCCCACCUUGUUUGUGGUCAAGAUAUGAGGGCCUGGCAAGGGACAACGUAUAGUCGUACACAUUGGCGUGCCCACAUUGGUGUGCACGUCAAAGACCCAUUGGCAGGCGGAAUUUGAUAUUAGAGUACGGACGUCAUCAUCAGACCAGUCGGUGUAGCGGGACAUUACACCAUUUUAUUUCAUUUUAUUUCUAUCAAAACAAACUGUUUAGCGUGAAGAAUUAUUAACCUAGAUAUAUUAAAAUAGUAUUGUACGUCUAAUUUAAAAUAGAUAUUUCCAGUAUAUAAUCAAAGCAAA